Molecule: messenger RNA, 634 nt
Organism: Schistocerca serialis cubense
Lineage: Eukaryota; Metazoa; Arthropoda; Insecta; Orthoptera; Acrididae
Product: lachesin-like
Exons: 5
Coding region: 23-634 (203 amino acids)
Cellular component (GO): neuron projection
Source: RefSeq, a predicted model, not a curated record
GGUGUUGCAGCCCGACGAGCCCAUGCCGGAGUUCCUGGCGCCGCUGGAGAACCUCACGGCCACGCAGGGCCGUGACGUCACCUUCACGUGCGUCGUCAACCACCUGGGCAAGUACAAGGUGGCGUGGAUCAAGUCCGACUCCAAGGCGAUCCUCGCGAUCCACACGCACCUCGUGGCCCACAACCCGCGCCUCACCGUCACCCACAACGGGCACAACACGUGGAAGCUGCACAUCAAUUCCGUGCACCAGGACGACUCCGGCAUCUACAUGUGCCAGGUCAACACGGAGCCCAUGCGUAGCCAGAUGGGCCACCUGGACGUGGUGGUGCCUCCCGACAUCCUGAGCAACGGCUCGACGGACAGCGCGACGGCGCCGGAGGGCGGCACUGUGCGGCUGCGCUGCGUCGCCACGGGCGUGCCGCCGUCGCGGGUCACCUGGCGGCGAGAGGACGCCAAGGAGAUCGUGCUGCGCCAGGAGGGCGGCCGCGACAAGCAGAGUGUGCUCUACUUCGAAGGCGAGACUCUGACGCUGACGGGCGUGCAGCGGAGCGACAUGGGGGUCUACCUGUGCAUAGCCUCCAACGGGAUCCCGCCGUCCGUCAGCAAGAGGUUCCCCGUCACGGUGCUCUCAUAG